Brugia malayi is the source of this 675-nucleotide messenger RNA. RefSeq lists its product as uncharacterized. Bases 1 to 675 code for a protein of 224 amino acids. The record is from RefSeq and is a predicted model, not a curated record. The transcript is spliced from 5 exons. NCBI's taxonomy places the organism in Eukaryota, Metazoa, Nematoda, Chromadorea, Rhabditida, Onchocercidae.
AUGUAUAUCACAAUGGCAGCACCUGUAUGCUAUAACUGUGAUUCCAGUUGUAAUGACACCAUUAGUUCAAUUGAUGACAAUAUGAUUAGCUUUGAAUUGAAUCAUUCAAAUCGAACAAGACGUCGUUCAACAAUUCAACAACGUAGCUGUCAUAAGUUUCAACUUGAGCUGAUUUUAAUACCACUAUCAAUUGCUAUGAUGCCAUUUGCAUUAUGUGCACUAUUACUUUCUGUUUGUUUUUGUGGUCCAAAAGAGUCUCGAGGUAAAGUACCAGAAAUGUUCAAGAAAAAAGCUAAAAUUGAUGCAAAAGAUGCGAAUGAAAUCGAUAACGAAGAACUCACCUGUAAAAAUGGAAUAAUAAUGAGAAAAGAUAGUAAAAAAACACGUUUUAGCACUUCAAUUUCAUUUAUUGAAGUAAAUUGUGCAAACGAUGAAAUGAUCAGAAGUGAUCAAUCAAUAAUUGUUUCUAAUGCAUUAUUAUUUCCUGAAACGAUGAUAGCAACAAAUAAUGCAAAAUCUAUUGCUAAAAAUGAUGAAAUAGCACCAAUAAUAAAUGAAUUUGAUAAUCAAAAAGAAAAUAAUGCAUUCAAAAGCAGCUGUACACCACGACAAAUGAGUUUGAAACAUACACGAUUCGCAGAUAAUAUUGAUAUUUUGGGUGUAGCGAAAACAUGA